AUGCCUCGCGCUCGAAGAGACUCCUUGGUUCAGAGUAUUGCAAGUGCUAGCAAUACUGGAACAACAAAGACUCAAACUUUGCCAGGCUUGUUAGAAGAUAGUUAUCUGUUGGAUCAAUUACAAAAAUUAUCCUUAGUUAUUGAUAAUAAAGAUUGGAAUACUAUUGAAGAAAAUGAAGUAUCCUCCAUUACAGCAGAAUCAUCAACUACAGAUGAAAAAGCUUACUCAGAGCCUAAUAAAAAUCAUUCAAAUAAGUAUUCUGCUUAUACUACUUACUUAGAACAACUAGAUUCUAAUAUUUACAACUAUAAUUUAGUAUUAAAUCAAACUAUUUUAGUUGAAAAUCAAUUAACUUCAAUUAUUGAUAAAUUCAAUGAUGUAAAGACAGAUACAACCAACUUCAUUGAGAUAAUAAACAAUGUUAACAAUGAGUACUCAAAAUUAAAUAAAAUUAAUCAAGAUAUUCCUGCCAUUUUGAAUCAUUUUGAGAUUUUAGAACCAAUUAUGAGACGAUUAAAAAAUUCUUCAUCAUCAUUAAAGAUUGUUCAAAGGGAUUCAUUUAAAACAAUGCUAAAGAACAUUGAAAGCUCAUUAGUCUUUUUAGAAUUGAACAAAAAUUUUAAAGAUUAUGAAAUCUAUAGAAUAAAGUUUAAACAAUGCUUAAUUAGAUGUAUUGAAUUGAUUACUAAUUACUCAGUUACCCUUUUAAAGAAUAACUUCAAUGAAAUUAAUUUAAAACUCUCCAAAAAGGAUAUUAAUUCUGUUACAAAAGACGCUUUGUUUUAUAAUAAAUUUUCAAUUAUAUCUCUAAACUUUAAUGACCAAAUCAAAGAAAUUUUUCAGAGACUACAAAAUCCAAAUUUAGAAAGAUAUUUUGAUGAAAUCUCUUCUUUAUUGAAUCAAUGCUUCGAUAAUUAUUUUCAACUUCGUCAUAAAUUAUUAUCGACUGUUAUAUAUGACUUCUUAUCAGAGAGCUACAAAGAUUCCAACAUUAAUCUGGUUAAAUUUAUUCAAAGUUACAAGACUUUCUUCCAACAACUUUGUAAUGAUGAAUUUAAUUUAUUUAUUAAAUUCUUUCCAUUGAAUGAUAUUUCAAAACUAAAAAUUAAUCAAUGGUUUAUUCAUAAAUUAUGUGAUCCAUUAUAUGACAAUUGCAGAAUUAAAAUAUUGAAAGAGGUUGAUAUACCAACACUAUGUGAUUCUAUUUCUUUGUUUACUCAGUAUUAUGAAUUUGAAGAAGGCUCUGAUGAGUACAAUAAAAAAUUUCAGAAUAUUAAAUUUGAUAAAAUUUUCGAACAAAUUUUAAACAAAAUCCAAACUAGAUUAAUUCUAAGAACUCAAAUUUAUAUUGAAAAUUUCAUUAUCAAUUAUAAACCAACUUUGGAUAAUUUUACAAUUACUCACAAUGCACAUAAUAAUAGUUCUAAAAAUACUAGCAUUUUAAAAGAUCCUUUGGUUAAAUUAUAUUUAAAUAACUUAAAAUCAAAUAAUUUAAGAUCAAAUACCAAUACUUCGAUGGGUUUAAAGAAUGAACGUAUUGUAUCUGCUGGAAAUAAUAGUACGAAUGAUGAUGAAAAUACUGUCUUAUUGGAAGAAAAAAUCUCCUCUUAUUAUCCUCCAUUAAUUAUGUCUCUAGCUUUAUUAUCAAAAAUUUAUGAAAUGGUAAAUUCGAUUGUUUUUGACGAUCUAGCUCAUCAUAUUGUCCAUGAUUGUAUUGUAUCAUUAAGAAAAGCUUUCAACUUUUUGCAAAAUAUUACUGCCAAUAAAAAGGAUAUAGAUCAAUUAGAUAUUAAAUUAUCAAUGUUAAGAAAUUUAUUAAUGCUGCGUGAUCAAAUUCAGAAUUUUAAUAUUGAGUAUACUGUUAAUGAGACUUAUUUGGAUUUCUCAGGGGUUGAAGAGUUCUUUAAUUCAUUUAGUAGCAAUAAUACUAACCAUAAUAACUUAAGCGAAUCACAAAAUAACAGCGGUACUAAUUUGAAAUCAUUUAAUAAUAAUAGUAAAUCAACUUCAAAUACAAAUUUGAAACAUAACGAUUCUUCAGUUUCUAUGCUAACAAUGGCGAGAGAUUUGGUUCCAAAGGUUGUAAAUAACAUGGUAGAUGCACGUACCGAACUUAUCAACGAAUUACGUGUAGUUAUUAAAGACUUUACCGAUUCAUGCACUCAUGAUAUUAUUAAGGAUUCAUUUACACUAACAAAAUUGGCAGAUACAACGUUUAAUAGUAUGACUUUACAAAAGAAUGUUGAAACUACUUUACCUAUAAUUUUUGAAAAGAUUUGUAAAUACAUUGAUGAUAAUGAUAUUGUAAUAAAUUUAAUGGACGCUAUUCAAUUAGUUUUGAUACAAAGCUAUAACGAAUUCUUUGAAUUAAUAACCUCUAAAGCGGAAAAUAAUCAAAUUGAUAAAUCUAAAAUAACAGAGAUAAUGGAUAGUGAUGUAUUUUUUGAAUUUGUAAACACAAUCAAUUCAAAAUUAACUAAUAGCAAUAUCUAA
Molecule: messenger RNA, 2493 nt
Organism: Henningerozyma blattae CBS 6284
Lineage: Eukaryota; Fungi; Ascomycota; Saccharomycetes; Saccharomycetales; Saccharomycetaceae
Gene: COG3
Product: Golgi transport complex subunit COG3
Exons: 1
Coding region: 1-2493 (830 amino acids)
Biological process (GO): cytoplasm to vacuole targeting by the Cvt pathway; autophagy; Golgi organization
Cellular component (GO): membrane; COG complex; cis-Golgi network
Source: RefSeq, a predicted model, not a curated record